Messenger RNA from Momordica charantia (bitter melon), 1740 nucleotides. Lineage: Eukaryota; Viridiplantae; Streptophyta; Magnoliopsida; Cucurbitales; Cucurbitaceae. The record is from RefSeq and is a predicted model, not a curated record.
AAAAUCAGGGUAAAGGCUCCCCUUCCAUUCCGGUCCCCUGUCUUCUGAGUAUUUUAUUUUGGCGUACACUCCCUCUAGCCAGCGCCGAUCUUUCCCUCUCACAAACCCAAAUGGACCCACCUCAGCCACCGUCACCGCCACAAUCUGCCGCCUCGAUCAAGCUCCGGUUGAUGUGCAGCUACGGCGGCCGGAUAACCCCACGGCCGCGCACCAAGUCCCUCUGCUAUUUGGGCGGCGAAACCCGCAUAAUCUCCGUCGACCCAGCCGCAGUCAACACCCUCUCCGCCUUCAUCUCCCAUCUCCUCACCAUCCUCGCCAUUACACCUCCCUUCACCCUCAAGUAUCAGCUCCCUCACUCCGCCCUCGACUCCUUAAUCUCCCUCUCCUCCGACGACGACCUCCAAUUCAUGCUCUGCGAGCACCUCCGCCUCUCCUCCUCCAUUUCCACCGCUUCUGCUCCCUCUCGCAUUCGGCUCUUCGUCUUUUUUCCCGAGCCGGAGAAGCCCACGACGGCCCAAAACGUUAUUCAUCACCCGAAGACCGAGGCCUGGUUAGUCGAUGCGCUUGAGAGUGCCAAGAUUCUGCAGAAGGGCCGCGAUUGCUCGGUGGGAUUUGAUGGGGAGGGUCUGAUUGGAGAGAAUGAAGGAAAGGGUGUUGGAGAUUUGGGUACUGGGGGUGUUUCCUUGGCGGAAUCAAUGGUUCUGGAGACCAGUUCCUCUUUUGGAUCAUCUUCUUCUUCAGCUUCUUUGGCUAACGUGCCUCUCAUUAAACCUCUGAAUGAAGACUUUGCAUUCAGUUCGCUGGAUAAUGCUGUCGCAAGCGAGAUCGCCGCCACCAGCUCUUGUUCUUCAAUUGAGAAUGCGGUUAUGUCUAUCCCUGUGAUAUCAGAGAGUUACUUUCAUGACCCCGCUGCUGGAAUUCAUCCCCAGAACGCCAUUGAUUUUUCAGGCUAUACACUAGCUCCCCGACCAAACUCUUUUCAGCCGCAGGCAUUGCAGUUUGUUCAAGCAGGCACUCCGGUAGAAAGCUGCCUUCCUUCUAUGUUUCCAAUGGCUUCUUACUAUCCAGCCCAGCAGCCUCAGUUUCUCCAUUACCAGCCGAUGCCGAACCAUAUGUAUCCUCUCUACUUUUUGCCUGUUGGACAGACACAGGUUUCAACCCCUUCCAACCUACCUAUGCAGUGGGGCUUGCGUGACGCUGCAACUGGGAGUUUGAGCCACGCUUUGGUUCCCGAUGCUUCUCCUGUUGCUCUUUCUCAAGUAGCUUACAAGGAGGUGAUUCCUGAGCCACACCCACAGAAUUUUGGAGCGACACCACCUCUUGCAAAUCCAGUUGCUUUGGAGCCUGCUGAUGAAGUUCGGCAGCAACCUGUGAGCAUUUCUAAUGAUGCUGCAGUUGCUCUAUCUGGUGAAGUUGCUCGUAUUCGUAAUGAAUGCAACGACGAUGAUCUUGCAAGGACUCAAAUAUACAAAUCUCAGCCUCCACCACCCCUGGUUCCUUCCCAGUUGCAAAGUAAAGCUAAUGCCUCGACGACCCUUCUGUCAGAUGCGAUGGCUCAGCUACAGAUGAUCAAAAUCAAACAAUGAAUUGGGAGCCUGAAAUCACAGAGAGUAAGAGAUUUUGAUCACCCAAUUUUGUGGGAUUUUUUUUUACUAUAUGCAUACCCUUUCUGAAAAUGAACUUGUUUUAUAGGUGUAAAGACGAAUUCUUGUUCUUUUACUUACUCUUUUUUUCAUUUCA